Molecule: messenger RNA, 666 nt
Organism: Papilio xuthus (Asian swallowtail)
Lineage: Eukaryota; Metazoa; Arthropoda; Insecta; Lepidoptera; Papilionidae
Exons: 1
Source: RefSeq, a predicted model, not a curated record
AUGAGUAGUGAUGGUGAAGAAAAAUCUGAUUACGGCGCGCGAGUGACGAAGCGGCGAGUGCGCGUGCCCAUUGUUAUGGACGAUAAUUCAGACAUUUGCCGUGUUAACGUAAGCAUGCCGCCAUUUUGGCCUGAAAAGCCAUUAUUAUGGUUUAGUCAAAUUGAAAGUCAAUUUUGCAUAUCGAAAAUAAAAGAUGAUGAUAUAAAAUUUCACCUGCUUAUUACAAACUUGGACCGGAGAUAUAUAAGUGAUAUCGAAGAUUUAAUAACAUCGCCUCCAACGACCGGGAAGUAUGAAAAAUUAAAAAGCGAAAUUAUUAAACGGCUUUCCAUUUCAAAAGAAAAAAAAUUAAGACAACUACUCCAGGCCGAGGAGAUGGGCGAUCGCAAGCCAUCGCAGUUUCUUCGACAUCUACAGCAUCUCGCAGGCCCCAACAUACCGGAAGAUUUUCUUAGAUCAUUAUGGAUCGGUCGACUUCCAAGUAUUCUACAAACUAUCGUCGUGUCCCAGAUGAGUAUGCCCCUAAGCGAAGUAGCAGACUUGGCAGAUCGAGUACACGACAUCGCCCCAGCUUCACCCGUUGUUGCAGCCACAUCAUCUUCACAUGACAGGUUGGAACAGACUAUUGAGGCCAUGGCUCGACAAAUAUCAGAACUGAAGACGCAG